AUGUCGUCGCGCACCGCUACCCGAGCUCUGCGUGCUCAAGCCGCUCAGCUUGCGAAGCCAGCGGUUCAGCAACGUAGCUUCGUGACCGCCAUCCAGGCUGCGAAGGUCGCCAAUGGCGUUGCCGCGAAGAAGAGCACGGCUUCACUUUCGUUCCAGCAGACGCGAGGUGUGAAGACGAUUGACUUCGCCGGAACCAAGGAGAAGGUCUACGAGCGUGAGGACUGGCCGAGGGAAAAGCUUCUUGAAUACUUCAAGAACGACACCCUCGCUCUCAUCGGCUACGGCUCGCAAGGUCACGGCCAAGGUCUCAACCUGCGCGACAACGGCCUGAAUGUCAUAAUCGGCGUCCGGAAAGAUGGCACCUCAUGGAAGGAGGCUCAGCAAGACGGCUGGGUCCCUGGCAAGAACCUGUUCGACAUUGACGAGGCCAUCACCCGUGGUACCAUCAUCAUGAAUCUGCUGAGCGACGCCGCCCAGAAGGAGACCUGGGCGCACAUCAAGCCGCAGUUGACCAAGGGCAAGACCCUCUACUUCUCCCACGGCUUCUCCCCCGUCUUCAAGCACCUCACCACCGUCGAAGUCCCCAAAGACAUCGACGUCAUCCUCGUCGCCCCCAAGGGCUCCGGCCGCACCGUGCGUACUCUCUUCAAAGAGGGCCGCGGUAUCAACUCCUCCGUUGCCGUCUUCCAGGAUGUCACCGGCAAGGCCGAAGAGAAAGCCGUCGCCCUCGGCGUCGCCGUCGGCUCCGGCUACCUCUACAAGACCACCUUCGAAAAGGAGGUCUACUCUGACCUGUACGGUGAACGCGGCUGCCUCAUGGGCGGCAUCCACGGCAUGUUCCUCGCCCAGUACGAGGUGCUCCGCGAGCGCGGCCACUCGCCCUCCGAGGCCUUCAACGAGACCGUCGAGGAGGCUACCCAGAGCCUGUACCCGCUCAUCGGCGCCAACGGGAUGGACUACAUGUACGCCGCGUGCUCGACCACCGCGCGCCGUGGCGCCAUCGAUUGGAGCAAGAAGUUCCGCGAGGCGCUGAAGCCCGUGUUCAACGAGCUGUAUGAUCGCGUCGCCGACGGUAGCGAGACGCAGCGAUCGCUGGACUAUAACAGCCGCCCGGAUUAUCGGGAGUUGUAUGAGAAGGAGAUGAAGGAGAUCCAGGAUUUGGAGAUCUGGAGGGCGGGCAAGGCCGUUCGCUCUCUCCGCCCGGAGAACAUCAAGUAAACGGCUCGGUAUAUAUCUCGGCCGGUCUAGACCAUUGAAGUUUAUGGGCUUGCUUGACCUCGCAAGAGUCGAAUUUCCUUUUGUAUUAUAGGCGC
Eremomyces bilateralis CBS 781.70 is the source of this 1313-nucleotide messenger RNA. Its product is annotated as acetohydroxy-acid reductoisomerase-like protein. Lineage: Eukaryota; Fungi; Ascomycota; Dothideomycetes; Eremomycetales; Eremomycetaceae. The transcript has 5 exons. The coding region runs from base 1 to 1218 and encodes 405 amino acids. The record is from RefSeq and is a predicted model, not a curated record. Gene Ontology annotation, molecular function: ketol-acid reductoisomerase activity. Gene Ontology annotation, biological process: L-valine biosynthetic process. Gene Ontology annotation, cellular component: mitochondrion.